This is a messenger RNA of Lactuca virosa, 985 nucleotides long. NCBI's taxonomy places the organism in Eukaryota, Viridiplantae, Streptophyta, Magnoliopsida, Asterales, Asteraceae. The record is from the annotation of a GenBank genome assembly.
CACCCUCCCUCCCUCAACCGUUUCAAUUACACCCAUCUGCAUCACUUCAAAAUUCAAAUCCUCCAAUCUCAAAUUACAUUUCAUGGCGGCAUCAGACGACGGCGGAGGAGGAGGAGUAGGAGGCAAGAUCAAGGGAUCCUGGAGCCCACAAGAGGACGCCACCCUCAUGAAACUGGUGGAGCAACAUGGACCGCGCAAUUGGUCCCUCAUCAGUUCCAGUAUCCCAGGCCGAUCUGGAAAAUCCUGCCGUCUCCGGUGGUGCAAUCAGCUCAGCCCUGACGUGGAGCACCGUCCAUUUACUCGUGAAGAGGACGACGUCAUCGUCAGAGCACAUGCAAUCCAUGGCAACAAGUGGUCAACGAUCUCCAGGCUCCUCCCUGGACGCACUGAUAACGCGAUUAAAAACCACUGGAACUCAACUCUCCGCCGACGAGGCGUCUCAAACUCCGGUGUUUCCGUUGCCGUUGCGAAACGACCACUCACAGAUGGAUCCAGCGAGUCAACCCAGUCGGAUCAUCUUCCUGCAUCCAAGAAGCAAUGCUCCCGUAACUCCGACCACAGCAGUUGCGACGGACCUCCGACGGUUCUGACGCUUUUGCCACCCGGGGAUAUCAAAAUCAAAACGGUGGAAGAACAAGUAAUAACGGAAAAGAACGCAGAGGUGGAUGAUGACGCGGAGGAGAAGUCGACGGUGGAGAUGGAGAACACGUGUCUGGUGACGAUCAUGAAACGUAUGAUAGCAGAAGAGAUUGUAGGGCUUUACCCAAUUAAGGGAGCCCUUCCAGAAAUUCUCGAUGGCCAAGGGAGACCCAAGGCCAAGGAGGGGGUUUGGAAAUAGUUUUCAACCAGCAAUUGACGCGCCUCGGUUAUUACCUCAUUAGCUGCGUCAUUGCCCCAAGCGCAAAGAUGUCUCUUAGGGUUGCCAACAUCUCUCAUUUUAUAGGAAGACAUCUCUCUCCUACUUUUCAUUUUUCAGCGAUGUGGG